Messenger RNA from Phytophthora infestans T30-4, 1143 nucleotides. RefSeq lists its product as uncharacterized. Lineage: Eukaryota; Oomycota; Peronosporomycetes; Peronosporales; Peronosporaceae. The transcript has a single exon. The record is from RefSeq and is a predicted model, not a curated record. Bases 1 to 1143 code for a protein of 380 amino acids.
AUGCAGUGCCCCGAGACCGAAAGCAACACGACGGCACCCGCUCCUGCCGUCGCUGUUCCAGUGCCGCCCCCUGCUCCCCCUGUCCUGGUCAAUGCGGGCGAGCACGGCCCCCACCGUGCCACGAAGCAGCCAGCCGACACCAGGGCGCACACAAACACGGCCACCGCCGACCUAACAAGUAUCGCUCAACCUACGGCUCCUCGUGUCGCUUUGCCCUCCGCUACAGUAUCCCAGCAGGAAGGGUCGCCUGCCAGCGAUGAAGCAGAUGAAGGGAGUGAAGACGAACAGGAGAGCGAUGAGGAAGCUGACGACAGUGACGACGAAGAUUGGAGUGACGACAAUGAAGAUGAAGAGGAAGACGAGGAGGCAAGCACUGGUGAGAGUGGUGUAAGCGACGCAGCUGAAGAGGAGGAGGACAUAAGUAUCAAUUUGAUUGAGGUGAGUCUGCAACAAACAGUGGCGGGUCUAAUUCAGGCCGACAAGUGUGAUCGCCGAUGUCUUCAGGGAAAAGCCCAAGAACUUGAGUGGCUCGUGUGUUCAAUCUCACAGAUGACCAGAUCAGAGAAGUUGACAAGCCUCUACACGAUGCUGGGCGUUCUCAUGCAGACGGAUACUGUGGAGAGGCACCGAGGAGACGGAAAACGCGAGAAAUGUCACUACUACCUGCCACUGGUUGGGAGAGUUUGCCGGCCCAUGUUUGCAGAAUGUCUCGGGGUAACUCCUUUGACUAUCCAGCGAUACAAGAAGCGUGUGCGCGAAGGAAACAUUGCAGCUAAGGCGCACGGGAACACACUGAACAAGCACGCUUCUGUCAUCGAUCUCGUGUGGCUGGUGAAGUGGUUUAAAGAGUUCUCUGCGGAGGUCGGGGUAGUAGUACCAGUGCGUGUUCGGCUGCAGAAGACGGCGAAUGGCACAGUGAAAAAGUACUACAGCUCUGAGAUGUACACUUUGCUGCCGCCGACGUUCACGUGGGAUGCGAUCUAUGAUGAAAUGCACACAUACGUGGAGGAAAUCAGGAUUCGAGUUCGGGAGCCAGCCAAGUCUACUAUGAGGCAACUUUUAACGCUGCACUGCCCCAACAUUCGCAUCCGAUCAUGGCCGGAGCGUGUAAAAAUGAGAUGGGAAGAGACAGGCAUCGAUUAG